Messenger RNA from Pseudo-nitzschia multistriata, 2164 nucleotides. The record is from the annotation of a GenBank genome assembly. Lineage: Eukaryota; Bacillariophyta; Bacillariophyceae; Bacillariales; Bacillariaceae.
CAASAAAAACCAAAAGGACAAACAACUUGCUUCUAUCUUAUUAUAAAUAAUCGAAACUUACAACUACAAUUGAAGAAUAGAUUGAUCGAGUACAAUGAAUAAUCUGACGAUAACAAUUCUUCGCACAAUUGUUGCGUUAUCCGUCUGCACCUCGGUAGCACAAUCGAAGCCUAGAAUUGUUGGAGGAACGCAGUCUGAASUUGGCAGCUUCCCCUAUUUCGGUAAGAAAUCUCUAAAUUGAACCUUCAGUUUGCAUUAUCGUUUUCAUAUUCUUUUUACCUGUUCUAAUCAUGCGUGUUCUUUCUUUUUUWAUYACUUUUCAAACCAAUAGUCGAGAUGGGCGGAUGCGGUGGCGCCUUAAUCGGCCCCGAUGUUGUCCUGUUCGCAGCKCACUGUGGAUCUUUAGAAAACCAAGAAAUAAAUAUCGGUGCUUACGAAAGAAGAACUGCAACAAAAUUAAAGAAUGCUUCCCAAUCACGGUUCUGCGAAGAGUAUAAAGCUCAUCCAAACUAUGGCACCGGUGGUUCUUCAAUCAACAACGACUUCGCUCUUUGCAAACUCGAUARACCAGUCAAUAUUGACACAAGUUUUGUUCAAUUGGAAUUGGACGAAGGCGACGUUUCCCUUCAAAGCGGUGAUAGUUUGAUCGUCAUGGGCUUGGGAGCGCUAAACGAAGGAGUUUCCGGACCGSAGUUCCUCCACGAUGUGACCGUUCCCUUUGUCUCAAAUGACGAUUGCAAUGCAGAAAGUUCCUACAAAGGCGGUGUGACAGAUCAAAUGCUCUGUGCCGGUUUCCCAGAGGGACAAAAGGAUGCAUGUCAGGGAGACUCGGGCGGUCCUCUUGUGAAGAGAAUAGUUCAGAGCAACGGAACWUUCAAAGACUACCAUGUCGGCGUCGUUUCAUGGGGACAUGGAUGCGCCCAGGCCAACAAACCAGGAGUCUACGCGCGUACCAGCUCUGGUAUCGACUUCAUCAAAAAUACAGCCUGCAACGACUUUAAAAGUACGGCAAACUUUUGCCAUAACAGCAAAUCGCUUCCCUCUCCACAUUGUGAUGUGGAACUGAAGRUUAGGCUUCAAACUGACGUUUAUGGAUUCGAGACGAGUUGGACGAUAACGAAUGACCGCCGACAGGAAGUCAAGGCAAGAAAAUACUUACUGAAAUUCCACGCCCAUSAACACUCUGUCUGCUUAGAGAAAGGCACUUGUUAUACGUUUGAGAUCUCCGACGACUACGGCGAUGGUAUGUGCACCACCGAUAAUGGUUGUGGAGMUUACGAAUUGAGCGUAAACGGCCAAACAAUUCACGAGGGAGAUGGAAAAUUCGAAAAGAAGGAGACAAAGGACUUCUGCAUUGAUAGAAAUGGAAAUGCUGUCGAARCAGGYGACCCUACUCCAGCUCCCGUAACYCCCGUAACCCCCGUAACGCCCGUGMUUGMACCGUCUCCCAAUGGAAAUUGUGGUGGGAAAAGAAACAAACAAUUCSAAGUGCAACUCAAAAUCGACGAUUUUGGAGGUGAAACUGGCUGGAUCCUGAGCAAGAUCAACCCCAACGAAUUCGACCCUGAGACCUUUCAUACCGGCAUCUUUGUCGCCGAAAGUGACCCCGCUGGCUUCGAGGCCUUCGAUAUUGUUACGUUCCCUCGCGAYGAUUCAUUUUACUGUCUAGAACAAAAUGCUUGCUAUCUUUUCGAAGUCUUCGAUGAAUACGGCGAUGGCCUAGUAGGAGGCGCAUCAAAAGGUUUCUACAAGGGAUUUUUAGGSGGGAAGUUAGUCUUCCAAGGCGCUGACUUCGAAUACUACGAAUGGAAGACGUUCUGUACAGGCAAUGCCGAAAUCUCGAGUAUCACUGAUGACGCACCAACACCUUCACCUACGAACCAUGGGGAUGAUUGCGUMGACCGAAAGGGGAAGAUCAAGGUUGGCAAGAAGAAAAGGAAAUGCUCAUGGGCUACUAACGGAAGUAAGAAGAAAAGGGUCAAGAAGUGCGAAAAGAUAGUCGAAGGAGGGAAAAAGUUUCACGACCUCUGCCCGAAAACGUGCGGCAAGAAAGCCGGCAUCGGGAAGUGCAAACAUUUACAACGCUAASAAGGGGACAACAAAGAACAUGUGAUCAGUAUGUACACUAAUGCUAGAAAAUAGACAAUAGAUUAAAUCMGCAAGU